AUGAUGCUCCAACUCGAACAGGUUCAACUGCCUCUGAUUCACUUUUCUCGCCUUCUCUAUGCCUCAUGGUCGGGUUACCUUGAUCGGAGUCUCGCUCUUUUAUCCAACACUUCAUCGCCUGCUAUUAAUUCUAACACUAACGAAGUCGGCAUUGGAAGUUCUGUUUCAGACUUAAAAACUCUGGAUGAAGCGACUUAUUUAGCUAAUCAGCUUCAGCUGCGCGCAAUUUCUUGCUUCAUGCGCAGCCUUGCUAAUUUGGGCAAUGGCCUUGCAGCACGUCUACAUCCCUUUAUGCUGCAAGCGUCGUCAGGGUUGAACAAUUCGAAUCCAAUUGCGGCCAAAAGCUUUACAGAAGAUUACCAAUUACGUAAAUCUGUGGAAGCAGAAGAUGCCGCUGAGCACAACCAAUAUGAAUAUCAAAACCAGACGAAAGAGGCCGAGCCGGUUCAGGAGCCAUCUAGGCUAAUGCAUAGGUGCACCAGAGAUGAUCACUUUAGCCUUGGUCCUCAUGCAUCGGCAUCGGCUUGGGUAUGUCGGCCUGACUCUCUUCAUAUGGUUGCUGGACUCCAUCUGGAUCCAUUACUCUGGAUUGCUGGAAUUGAUUUGUUUGCUGGUGGCGAUAAUAUUACAGGUUAA
Protopolystoma xenopodis is the source of this 636-nucleotide messenger RNA. The record is from the annotation of a GenBank genome assembly. Lineage: Eukaryota; Metazoa; Platyhelminthes; Monogenea; Polystomatidea; Polystomatidae.